Molecule: messenger RNA, 8032 nt
Organism: Salmo salar (Atlantic salmon)
Lineage: Eukaryota; Metazoa; Chordata; Actinopteri; Salmoniformes; Salmonidae
Gene: tfr1a
Product: transferrin receptor 1a
Biological process (GO): iron ion transport; intracellular iron ion homeostasis
Cellular component (GO): external side of plasma membrane
Source: RefSeq, a predicted model, not a curated record
ACAUAAACCCAGAAACCACUGCCGACGUUGCUUUCUGUCGAGCGCACACCUUGUAGAAGUUGUAGACUGGAACACAUGGCAAGGCCAGCGCACCUCGGCUGAGAGGAGACGUGCGGCAGGAAGUGACGUUUCCUCUAGUACAACUCGAGUUUUUCCCCCAUCCAUAAAGAGCAUGCUCAAGGUUGCUUGCACCAGUGGAAGGAAAAAAAAAGAUAUAGUGAACGUUCAGAGAAACCUCGUGUCGAGGGAGCAUACAAUACCAGACGAUUGGCACAAUCGAAGAGCGACUUCUGAGAAGCUACCAUGGACCACGCAAGGUCGACAAUAUCCAAAAUUUUCAAUGGAGAGCCUCGCUCAUACACACGCUUCAACCUGACACAGAACAUGGAGGGCGAGAACAGCCAAGUGGAGAUGAAGCUGUCGUCCGACAUGGACGAGGAGGUGGGGGGCAAUGGCGUGGGGGAGGACCUCAACCAUGCCAAGGAACCCUAUGUGGUACACAAGCCUGCCGGGCGCACGCCCAAGAACGUCUGCUUCAUGGUGGCCACCGUACUCCUCAUCUUCAUCAUCAGCUAUCUGAUUGGCUACCUGUCCCACCGGAAGACAGAGUUGGCUCCUCCCAGCUGCUCUAGGUCCACCUUUGAAGAAUCCAUUACCGAGGAUUCCGUUAAGAUGGAGGCGGACCCUCUCAUGGACUGGAAGGACGUGAAGAGCCUGCUGGAUCAGAAGAUGACUGCCUCUAGCAUCGAGAGUGCCUUCAGUGAGUUUGCUAGUAAAAGCCAUCAGGCAGGCUCUGCUGGAGACAUGGCGCUGGCCAACAAGGUGCUGGGAAGGUUCAAAGAGUAUGGCAUGGACACGUGGACUGACGGGCACUUUGUCAAGCUUGUGGAUCCCCCUGCCUCUGGCUCCAACAUGGUGACCUUCAAAGGGUCUGACCUUGGAGAACUGAGGGGCUAUCUGGCCUACAGCAAAACUGGAACAGCAAAGGGCGCAGUACUUCACGGCAACUACGGCCAGAUGGACGACCUGGGGAAACUGCAGGAUAAGAACAUUGCCUUGGACGGGAGGGUCCUUCUGGUCAGAUCUGGGAAAAUAAGCUUUGCUGAGAAGGUGGCCAAUGCAGCCAAGCUGAAUGCCUCUGCUGUUCUCAUCUACCCUGAUGGCGACAGACGGCUCGGAGGGUCCACUCAGCUCUUUGGCCAUGUCCAUCUUGGCUCUGGCGACCCUUACACCCCCGGGUUCCCCUCCUUCAACCAUACCCAGUUUCCCCCUGUCCAGUCCUCAGGCCUCCCCAGCAUCCAGGCCCAGACCAUCACAGUCAACAUGGCUGCCACUAUCAUGAAGGGGAUGGAAGGGACAAGCGCCCCUACAGGUUGGGUAGGGGUAGGAAGACUGGGAGAUGAUAAAGAUAUGGUCACGGUGGAGGUCAACAACGUCCUGUCUGAGAAGUUUAUCAACAACGUGUUUGGAGUCAUCAAAGGCUUUGUGGACCCAGAUCGUUUUGUGGUUAUGGGUGCUCAGAGGGAUGCCUGGGGUCCAGGCUUCGCCAGCUCCACAGUGGGUACCAGUGUGUUGGUGGAGUUGGCCCGCGCCAUCUCAGACAUGGUGAAAAAUGAUGGCUUCAAGCCCAGGAGGAGCAUUGUUUUUGCCAGCUGGAGUGCUGGAGAGUAUGGGAGUGUUGGCGCCACCGAGUGGUUGGAGGGUUAUUUGUCGUCUCUGAACAUGAAAGCCUUCUCUUACAUCAACCUGGAUGGAGUUGUAUCAGGUUUCCCAACAUUCAAAGCCUCGGCCAGCCCUUUGAUGUACACACUCAUCCAGAGAACGCUACGGGAGGUGAACACUCUCAGUGACUUCGGUACACUCUACUCUGCAGUCCCCGGGUCUAACUGGGAAGCAGCAGUCAUGGAGCCUCUGAGGCUAAAUGAUCCCGCUUAUCCCUUCAUCACCUUCUCCGGCAUCCCAUCCGUCUCAUUCCGUUUCACCACAGAGGGUGCGGAAUACCCAUACCUCGGGACACUGGAUGAUACACGCGACAAGCUGUAUGGCGCCACGUCCAACCAGGUAGCCAAGCUGGCGGUGUCAGCAGGGCAGUUCGCUGGGAAAAUGGCCCUGCGGCUGGUCCACGACCACCUGCUGCACCUGGAUGUAGAGAAAUACAUCCGCCAGAUCCGCACCCACGUGUUCGCCAUUAACUCCAAGAUCCAAAAAGUGCAGAGUAUGCAGCCCCAGAUGUUGCCUAAGUCGCUGUCUGUCCACUGGCUGAUAUCUGCGACGGGCUCCUACAGCCGAGCCGCCAGCAGGCUGUCCAAUGAAAUCGAUAAUAGUAACCUGGAGGACGUAGCGAUGUGCCGUAACAUCAACGACCGCAUCAUGAGUGUGGAGAGGGACUUCCUGUCCCCAUACGUGUCUCCCAGGGAGACUCCGUUCCGCCACAUCCUGGUGGGCUCCGGCUCCCACACCCUGAAGGCUCUGUCGGACCACCUGGACGCCCUGCAGAACGACCAAUCAGACGCCGACGCUGAUCUGUUCCGGAUUGAGUUUGCUUUGGCAACCUGGACCAUCCAGGGCUGCGCCAACUCACUGGCGGGGGAAGUCUGGUCCAUAGAUAACAUGAUCUAAGCCGGUCUCGACAUGUCCUAUUAAACAAAACACCCAAUAUAGCCAUUGCUCAAGGCACCAUCAGUAAGGUUCACCCAUUCAGGAAAAUUAAAUAGAAGUGUUCUGUAUCGAUAUCAAUAACUCAACCUCCUUUUUUUCAUAUGCAUUGCAACUCAUCAGUACGAUAUGCUGUAUUUACCUUCAGCACAAGGCCCCAAAAAAUAACACUUAAAAUCAACUGCCUUAAAUUUCGCUUGUUUGAGAAAUAAGUGAAAAGCCAUUAUCACUAUUGCGAGAAAAAAAAACUGAAAUGCAUUUCCUAACGCCUCAUUUGAAAUAUAUUGGUGCUAAAUAUGAAUGACUAAUGGCCUACAAAUGUCACAGUACUUACUAGUAUGGCAAUAACGCAGUUUUGGCCCAAUAUCCAAGGUCACAAACACCUAAAUUGUGUGUGUAAACUCAAGAGGUACUUUGCGAUUACAACAAAAAGGUUAUUAUGGUACUCUUACCUACUAUGAACAAAAUUACUUUUUUUUUUUUUUUUUACAAUCCGAGACGGCUGUUAUUUCUACACUGUUACUUUUACAUUGGAUUCAAACCUGGGCUGUUUUUAUAGAGAUUAUGGUGCUGAAAACUUUAGAACGAGACCUGGUCUGAGAUCUGUUGCCAAAUGGGUUUAAAUGUACAUUCAGCUCAGAAAGUAACACGGAAUAGAUCGUUAUCAAUAAAACGUCGCAAUAUUUGAUUUGCCUACUUGGUGGCAAGGAGACCACAGCUCUGCUAAAACCAUGGGCAACUGCGUGCCCCUUUUUCAAGGGAUUGUUAAAUAAAUGUUAACUAUUUGGUUGUAAUAUAAUCCCCCUCCUUGAAGAGCAUAGUCAGAACUACACAUUUACGAUUAUUCUUACAAACAAUUGAGCACAUUUUUAGGUCUAUCAUCAGUUUUUAUACAGCAUGUAACUUGCAUGCUUUUCAUGAUCAGUAAACAUCAAUUGAUCUAAUUUCAGAUACUUGAGGGCAGCCUCACGAGAUCCCUCAAUAUUGGCCACCAUUUAAUUGGAUAUUUAAGUGCUAAAAAAGUUAACGAAACCUGACAAGAAUGAGUGGUUUAGGUUAAUUUCACCAUCUUUUGUGGGCUCUGCCUGUCAAGCAGCAGAAGGCGCAUUUGCAGAUGUAAUGUUUACAUUGCAAGCUACCGGUAGAAAGUUUGUACAGUUGGCUGAACAUAUAUAUAUGUGUGUGUGUGUAUAUAUAUAUAUAUGUAUGUGUGUGUGUGGUAAGUAGACCUAUUUGUACUUUUUUUUCUUCAACCAAUGUAGGCCUACCUAGGGACGUUUUGCUAACAUCCCCUUUUCAACAUAGUGUUUAAUCACGAUUGCUGCUGACACAUAAUAGGCGACAUUGAUUGAUGGACCACGGCUGGUUAACAAGCUGAUUUUCAGGGGAUAUAUUGUGCGCCUGCCAUCUAUUAUGGUGAUGACAGUCCGAUUUUACAACUUUACCAGGACGAGGAUUUACCAAUGUGAAGCUCAUUCCUAAAGCCUAAUCUCUGAUGAAGCAAGCUAAAUUAGUUUUAGCUAGCUACAUGCCAAAUGGCUAGGCUACCUACCCUCACGUAUCUUAAUAAAUGACAUGAUACAUUGAUGUUUACUGACAAUGAAAAAGCAUGCAGUGACUGCUAAAUGUGCAAUAAUCGGAAAUGUGGUGUUCUGACUAUGCUCUUCAAGAGGUGAUGAUAUUAAAAACCUAAAUAGUUAUAAUAUUGAUUUAACAAUCCCUUUAAACGGCACAUAUAUAGUUGCCAAUGGUUUUUGACACUUUAUUGAUGACGACCUGUUGACCCUACACUAAGCCCUGCCUGCCUUGGUUACUGUUGCCAACCGGAAGCCCAAUUCUCCAUUCAACCACUGGCGAAAUCUCACAAACUGUUUCGCAUACACAAUGAAAUUAGACAGACUAGCCCUUGCUAAUCAGGAAACUCUUGGGUAUGUUGUGGUUGCCUGUCAUUACAGUUGCUUCACGGGAACCUGGUAAAAUUGUUUUGUACUUUUAGCUAGCCACUGAAUGGCUCUGAAUUCAUUGUCGGCAUGCAGAUAAAGCUAUAACCACUUUUGGAGAUAACUAGUGCCCUCAAAAACCGUAUCCUGAUGUCGACAGCAGUAUACGCUAAAAACCUAACUAGCUAGCUAAAACAAUUUAGCUAGCGUUAGCAAGCUUUGGUGGUCAGCGACAGAGCUAGCUAACCAGCUGAACUAGCAAACCAAAUGUAUAUAAUUUCGGGUUCAAAAAAUACUCCAACAGGGUCUAUAUUUCAGGAAUCACAGCAAGUAUUCCUGGUGCAUAUUUCAAAUAUUUAUCCGUUUUAAUAAAGUUUGAAUUUAUUUUAUUUUUUUGUGCCAUAGAUGGGUUGGCGUGGCUUGGCGAAGGGUCAUUUGAACCACGUAAAGUGAGACCAUCUAACUUAGUUACUGAUAUUCAGUUGUCCUUAGACCUAAAGGUUAAAGCCCUUUGUUUUUACGCCUCAAGCAACAUCUUCCUUACACCACGCUUGUGAGCUCUAAAAAUGGCCUCCUGCUGACAUGAAUACAAUAGCGAGGACUUUUAAACCUGGGGGAGAAAGGGUCUUCACCACAUGGCACUGAAAAGGUCUAUUUAUUUCCUUGUUUAUUUAUCAGUGACAGGGUUCACUAUAAAUGGUGUGGUUUUUUUUAACAACUUUUUAAACAUGUAUAAUUAUCGGGAGCAGUGUCUUCCAUAAUUAUGACAGUAAUACUGUCGAAAUGACAAAGCAGCAUCUGCUAUGGAAGUGUACCUGUCAGACCGACUAACCCAUACUAGAGACUAGCCCAUACUUCAGUCCAUUCAGUCACCUACUUCACAACCGAAUGCAGGUUCUGCGAGUUAGCCGUUAAUAUAUUCCCGAAUGACAUCUCAAACCGAUUUCAAAAUACAUUAAAAACAGCACAACAGAAGUUGGUUGCAUAAAAAAAUAAAAAAAUAAUAAUUGAACCGUUAUUUCACUAGGCAAUCAGUUAAGAACAAAUUCUUAUUCAUAAUGACAGCCUACCCCGGCCAAACACUAACGACGCUGGGCCAAUUGUGCGCCGCCCCAUGGGACUCCAAUCGCGGCCGGUUGUGAUACAGCCUGGAAUCGAACCAGGGUCUGUAGUGACGCCUCUAGCACUGAGAAGCAGUGCCUUAGACCGCUGCGCCACCCAGGAGCCCAAAUUGCCUUUUAGAUUAACACAAAACUCAAGGCGGUUUCUAGUACAGGUCUCUUGGUGGAUGUACACUUUCUCAUCCUGAAACAUUAUCGGGAGCAGUGUCUUCCAUAAUGUGAAGAAGAAGGUAGUUUUUGUCUACCAGCGUGUCCGUAUCGGAGGCAGUGACCUCCAUAUUUCACUGUAGGGUGGAUGUGAUUUUAUUAUCGGGAACAGUGUUUCCCAUAAUGUUGUGUAUAUAAUGUCUGCAUCUGCAUCUUUUGCGGUGCUUGCCGUUCCCUGUCAUGUUGUCGCAACCCCUAUAACCGUGGCACUCUGUAGUCGGCUAGUAUUUUGAUUUCUACCAGGUGCUGUUCUUCUCUUGUUGACUCAAUUCAUAAGGAAUUGAUAGUGUUAUCCUGAAACAUCCAUUGAUUGGGUAAAUGUUAAAGCUGAGACUGAAGGAUGUAGUCAAAAGGGUUUCAUGUUUUCACAAGGGAUUGAGACCUGAUGUGGGCUGUCUUUAUUUCCUGUAUGAUUCUGUUCCUAUGACAAUAUCGGUUACACUUAACAUAAAGCCUGCACUGCAGUAUAAUGCUUUAUUACUUUAUAAGCAUGUGUGAGCCAUUUAUAAUGUCUUAUUCUAAGGCUUAUAAUUUGCUUUCUCUUUAUGUAGGAUUUUUUUUUUAAAGGACAAAAACUGACUUAUUUAGUCUGGUUCAUUAUGAGACCAAUCAGAAGACAUGACAAGUCUUACAAUGCAUUAUAACAACAAUGCAUUAUACCUGCAGGCUUUGAAUAAAGUGUUACCAAGUUACAUAUUUUUUUUCCUAUUUCUCCCUUUUUUUUGGGUUGCUGUACAUUCUGUUCUCUUUAGGGGUUUAGGCUAUCUGUGCCUUGGGAUUUUGUGAAUGGUAAUAAUGUAGAGAAAUCCUGGCGAAAUGAAGUCUUCUCUGUGGUGAAUAUUGUUUUUUCUUUAUCCAUACUUCUUUGCAGACAUUGCAGUUCUUGAUUUUUAAGAUGUUUGAGUAUAAUUUGGAUGCGUUUGAGUCUGUCAUUUGUUAGCUUUAAAGCUAGAAUCCGCUGUUGAAACAACAACAACAACAACAACGGGUAACUUUGUUGUCCUUUUACUCUGUGUUAGUAAAAAUGCUGGGGGAUGGGCCUGGAGAAAUGCAACCGCUCUCAAAUUCAUAGACAGAGCUAUGGAUCCAAGGACUGACUUCAUGACAUCUAUCAAAAUCAUUCCGUGGAGGGCCGCUUGUCUGCAGGUUUUCGCUCCACACUUGUAGUUGAUUGAUGAAUUGCGGUCGCUAAUUAGGUAAACUCCCAUCACUUGGUUGUCUAGUACUAAAUUGAAACGAAAAGCCCGCAGACACUCUGCCCUCUGUGGAAUGAGUUUGACACCCCUGAUUCAUGAUAUCAAAGUUAGUGUUUUGACCAAGCUCAUUAAUAAGGCAUUCAUAAUUGAUAUUCUUGAAUAUUCAAUGGGUGUAUAUACCAUUUUUUUAUUUAUAAGUCCAAAAUGGAUGUAGCAUCUGCGGAUUCCAGCGUUAAGCCCAAAGUCAUUGUUUUUGAGAGAAGUCUACCCUAUACUAUUACUCAUAGGUUAUAAACAGGCUUGAUAUGACUGAUGGGAAAUAACAUGAAUAUUUGAAAAAAGAAUGUCUAGAACAACUUCCUAACUUGAACAGCAGACAGUAAAGAAUUUCUUAAACUUUUUGUUUAUGGGACACAAAAUGUACUGAUAGUCAAAUAAUUUUAUCAUCAGUCACUGACGUCUGCUCGAUAGGUAGACCUGAGUUGUCAUGUCACAUUGGCAGAGUAAAAAUUCCAUUAACCAAAUUGUCAGGGAUUACCACACUGUGAAAUUGCUAUUUUCCUGCAGUAGUUAGACUUGGCAUUUUACAUUUAACCACUCUAAACUGAAAGUAUGCUACAAUCAGAUUAUUCAGUAUGUUAAUUUAUAUCUAAAGUAUUGGCAAAACUGAUGCCCCACAAAGGUGUAAGUGGUGUAUUGAUUGUUGACUUAUGAUAGAAAUUUCCUACAAUGUAUAUUUCUGAGGAUUGGAUUACAUAGCUUCCCUUUGGUGGCCACUUAAAAAAAUAGAGAAAAAGCCUGAAACAAUAGGUAGCAUAUUUUGAAAAGACCACUUGUUGGAUUUUUGUCUUUGUUUAGGACUACGCAAAAUUGCUUGUCUCCUGUGUUUGCUGCAAUAAAUCAUUACACGGGU